Molecule: messenger RNA, 1007 nt
Organism: Amoebophrya sp. A120
Lineage: Eukaryota; Dinophyceae; Syndiniales; Amoebophryaceae
Source: the annotation of a GenBank genome assembly
GGAGAGCAAGGGUAGCAGCGAGGGCCGCGCUAGCAAUAGUUUAAGCGAGUCGGUGCUGAUGGAAUUCAAAGGAAAAUUUGGCAAGGACAAGGACGGAAAGGGAAAAGGAAAGGAUUUUGACAUGUUAAAGCAGUUGAUCUUCAUGAAAGGGAAGCAAAAAGGUAAGGAUAAGGAAGGAAAAGGAAAAGGAAUGUUGAACAAAGGAGAACAAGAUCAUGUAGAAGCCCAAGCCGAGCGUGAGCCUCCUGAGCCCCAGAAUAAGGAACAACACGCCGCACCGGAAAGUCCUGCGUCCGGCGGAGGUACUAAAGGCGGGAAGCAGAAGGGAAAAUUUGGGAAUAAAGGCAAAGAUGGAAACGAAGACUGGUCUGACAGUGAGGAGAGCCAAAGCGGCAAAGGCAAAGGCUUUGUGAAAGGAGGCAGAAAUAAAGAUCCUUUCGCCGGUAAGGGAGAAGUUCAUGUGCCCGCCCACGGGAUGAAAGGGCCACCAGACCAUCCCGAACUAGAAGCACAGGGCAAUAAAGGCGCGUCGUCUUCUUCUGCAUCCUCUUCCAGCGGCGGCCUACCUGCUCCGCUGUCCAGCGAGGACGGAGAUGUUGAAGAGGAGAAAAGCGAGCGUUUGCUUCCCCGCGAGAGCAGUGGUGACGAAAAGCAACCUGCGCCGAAAGCCAAAAAGAAGAAAAAAGAGAAAAAGAAAAAGCGAGGUAACGGACGUGAUCGUGAACCCGGGGGCGAAAAGAGGAAGGAUAUUCAUGACGAGGAACCAUCUUCAAAGCGCAGAAAACACGACCAUCAACAACAUGGCGAAAAAGAGAAUUAUUACAACAACAAUAAAGGGAGCGGUAAAUUUGUACACCACGAUCAAUACGGAGACCACUACAACAGCAUCAGUAAUAAAGGGACCACCAACGGAAAUAAAGGUUACAACCCGGCAGGAACUUCUUCUACAAAUAAGGGCAAAGGAAAAAAUUCCUCUCUUGCGGCCAUUCCCUGGACCUACACCUGGC